UGCACCUCCAUUUUCUUAUUUUUGACUGGCAAUACUUAUUUUUGGCAGCCCAAAAAAGAACCCAGAAAGUUUUCAGAGAUUUUCACUUUCUGGUGUAUUCAAUAUUCAAUUUGCAUCAGCGAUUUGCGCUUUUUAGCUACUCAAGGGCAAAAAUCAAAUCAAAAGCAUAAAAGUGAUAUCAAAAAGAAGUGCAGGGAGGAUGAAAACCGAUUUCAUCACUUUGUAGGCGCAUCAAAUAGCUUGAAGGAAGUGUGUGGAAAAUCUUCGACGAUCCCGUCUGUAUCGACCAUGAUUCAAGGUAGCGACGACAGACAACGGCAAACGAAAAAAGGUCGUGGAAGGAUGAUAGCGUGAACGGGGGAGAAACAGUGAUAUAGAGUAGGAGUCAAAGAGAUAAUUGCUGAAAAUGCAAAAAAUCAUUGUAAAACGAAAGACGAUUGGAAAACCAUUGUUGAAGUUGAAAAUCGUCUACGCUAAUUAACACUUUGCUCUUUAUUUAAACGCAAAAAAGACUUUGCCGCGCGUCAAUCGCAAGCUACUGCUGUAGGUAAACGGGGGAAAACAAAUACUUAGGUGCUCUCGCAUACAGUUGCGCGCUUAUUGACCACAUAUGCCCUUGCCUCGCCUACGUCACUAUAUUGUGAACGAUUCAACGCUUCUAAUUGUGCUUUUGUGCUAUAACGCAUUAUUUUUUGUUGUAAGGUCAUUUUUGCAUUGCUUGAACCGCUGCCAUUGUUUCAUGAAAUUAUGUUGAAAUCGUCCUCUACUGCGCAGGAACUGCGGCUGUGCCGACCAACGACCACAGCACAGUCAUCCUCGGGCACAUCUGCAGUCAGUGCCAUGGAUACAUUAAAAUCAUCUUUCCUACCCAACCUGGCCAUGGAUGGUGGCGUUAUUACAUCGGCAAGCUUUUGUCCGAUGUGUGGUCAGCAAUUUGAGCGACCACAACACGCUCAGGAGCAUAUGCAGUUGUGCCACGGCAUAUCAGCUGGCAUGAUUGGUGGCGGUGGUGGCAUCGGUGGUGCCGGUGGGCUCUUGCUAGGCGGUGUUCCACAGCCGAACGUACCAGUCUCGGAUCCUAUGAAAAUUGAGUAUCCCUGCUUGAGUUGUGAGGAGAAGUUUGGUUCGGCGCAGGAGCUAGAUGAACACCACCGUAUCGUACAUCAAACCACGGCUUUUCUAGCGCGCUGCAUGGCAUGUGGCAUUUAUGGUAUUUCAUCAGUGACCUUGCACGAAGGCGAUGAAUUCAAGUGCAUGCACUGUGGCUCUGUAUGCACUGCCUCCAAUAUGACUGCAGCUCAGCAGCCGCCGUACAUGGAUCAGCCUGAACCACCCCAAACACCAGAAGAGAUGCCUUCGAUGCCGCCUGAAGAAAUGAAUACUAUACCACCAGAAGAAUUGAACUCAAGGCAGAAUCAGCAACAGCAACAGCAGCGCCAGCAGCAGCAACAACAUCAGCAACAACAGCAGCAGCAACAACAACAACGGCAACAACAACAGCAGCAACAACAACAACGGCAACAACAACAGCAGCCAGAUUUACUCGAUCGUCAAAGGCAGCCGCAACCAGAUUUGCUUGAUCAGCAACGACAGCAGGCCGGACAGGCGCAAUCGCAUGCACAAACGCAACAACAAGCGGCACAGGCACAGCAAAAUCAGCAGCAGCAAACUCAAUUAAAAGUACCACCUCUAACUGUAAAAUUGAACAAAGGCAGCAAUGGCAGCACAGAGGGCCAUCCACGUGUGAUAAUCAAGGAAGAACCGCUUGGCAUUAGCGAUGGCAACGGUGAUAUAGAUCCGGCCGCAGUGCCCGUGUACACCAUUCAGCAGCCAGCUGGUGCUACGAGCGUAGUAGUAAGCACCGCAUCAGCUACAGCCGGAGCCCUGGCAAAUGCGACUGGCACAGCAGCCGCCAGCACCGGAGCUUCCACGACAUUGGUAAACAAAGUGCGCCACAAAUGCCCGGAAUGUCCGAAAACCUUUAAGACGCCCGGCACAUUGGCGAUGCACCGUAAAAUACAUACAGGCCAAGCAGACGUCACGCCUAAAGAACGCCCCUACUCGUGCUCCUACUGCGGCAAGUCAUUCACCCAAUCGAACACCCUCAAACAGCACACGCGCAUUCAUACAGGUGAGAAACCCUUUAGAUGUGGAUAUUGUGGCAGGCAAUUCACUGUAAAGGACUACCUGAACAAACAUUUAACAACUCACACGGGUGAGAAACCCUUUCACUGUGUCUACUGUGAGAAACGUUUCAGUGUCAAGGAUUACCUCACCAAGCAUAUACGCACACAUACUGGCGAAAAGCCUUAUACCUGCCCCUACUGUGACAAGCGCUUUACACAGCGCAGCGCUUUAACGGUACAUACGACCAAGUUACAUCCACUCUAGGGAAGGCCGAUUGGCAAAGGGAGCCGUGGCCGUUUGUUAACAUAGUUUUGACUAAGUGAUGCGGAAGAGAAGAAGCCAACGGCUGAAAUGUUGGCCAAAACGUUGGGGGAGACAGCGAUGACUGCAGAAACAACAACAACAACAGCAGUAGCUGCAGCAGCAACGGCAACAGCAACAGCAACAACUAUGAACAACACCACAGCAUUUGCAACAAUCAACUUAUCAAUAAAUCCACAGCAACAACAGACACAAUACCAACAGCCGCAGCAACCGUAUCAACUACAAAACCAACUACAUCAACGGCAGCAACAACCACAGCAAUCACUAGAAGGUACAACAAACAAAGAGCUCGACUUUGUACUGGAUACGAUAGGCUUGUCGCAAGCUUUGUAGUAGGCCACGGCGGCUCUUGUUGGCUGCGAAAUAGGCGCGUAAAAUGAACAGCAAAUAAAAAUGCGAAAUAUAUGACGAUUUGCAAGAUCUUAAAGAAAAUCAAAAAAAAAACAACAACAAAAACACGAAAGUAAAUACAAAGUCACACUGCAAAAGUUUUUGUGCUAAUCAUUGAAAUGUAGAAAAACAAACGCUAUGCAAAUAUUUUCGGUGGCAAUGCACAAGAAAAAAAAGACCUAAACAACAAAUGAUUAAAAAAAAUUACAGCAACAAUAAGAAAACACACACAAAAUAAACGCUGUAACUAAGCGAAAGAUAAUGCUGGUUAAUUAUAAUGACAAAAAAAAAACGAAUUAUAAUGGUGGGAGCGGGAAUGGAAAGAGGAGCGAGAAAUACCAAAAUGCCACAAAGCAAAAAAGUGAGUUUAUGUAAACAACAACAACCACAACAAAUGAAAAUAAACUAAAGUAAAUAACUAAAAUCUAGAAUCUGUUAGAGCUAAAGUUUAGUGAAAAUGUGGGAUUACCCACCGUCUAAUUGUACGAGUAUGUAGUUUAUUAAACUAUUAUACUAUAUGUAUUUGAACAUUUUAACAUUGAACUAACCUAAAUAUGUAUGUAAAACUAAUGCUAAUGACGAUUGUCUUGAAAUUUUAGGUUUUAUACAUACGUACAUACAUAUGUACAUUUUUUGGUUUGUAAUUUAUUUUGUAAAAGCGAAAAUUUUAAAUAUUUAUAAUUUUUAUACAUACAUAAAUACAUAUGCAAUUUAUGCUUGUUUCAUAACCGAGCUGCGUCGAUAUGAACU
Messenger RNA from Rhagoletis pomonella (apple maggot), 3591 nucleotides. RefSeq names its product chorion transcription factor Cf2-like. Lineage: Eukaryota; Metazoa; Arthropoda; Insecta; Diptera; Tephritidae. Gene Ontology annotation, molecular function: DNA-binding transcription factor activity; RNA polymerase II cis-regulatory region sequence-specific DNA binding. The coding region runs from base 748 to 2391 and encodes 547 amino acids. The transcript has 4 exons. Gene Ontology annotation, biological process: regulation of transcription by RNA polymerase II. The record is from RefSeq and is a predicted model, not a curated record.